Messenger RNA from Pseudocercospora fijiensis CIRAD86, 792 nucleotides. RefSeq lists its product as uncharacterized. The transcript is spliced from 2 exons. Gene Ontology annotation, molecular function: nucleoside triphosphate diphosphatase activity. Bases 1 to 792 code for a protein of 263 amino acids. The record is from RefSeq and is a predicted model, not a curated record. NCBI's taxonomy places the organism in Eukaryota, Fungi, Ascomycota, Dothideomycetes, Mycosphaerellales, Mycosphaerellaceae.
AUGGCCGACGAGAAAACUCCUCUUGAGCCCCCUCCAGCCUACGAUGGCGGCAAGCGGCCCAUCACGCCGCAACGGCAGCCCGGUCCAAGACCUCCAUUGCCAUUGGACUUGCCCGCCUUGAAUAUGAUCAGAGGCAGACGAGUAAUCCUUGCAUCGGCUUCACCAAGAAGAAGACAGCUGCUCGCACAGAUCGGCCUUGCGAACCUCGAAAUCGUACCUUCUACAUUGCCAGAAGAUAAAGAUAAAUCUUUGCCUCCCUUUCAAUACGUCCUCGACACAGCCGAACAGAAAUGUCGGGAUGUUUAUACCAAGACUAUCGACGAUACGUCAAGGGGCGAGCCGACUUUGGUCCUCGCUGCAGAUACGGUAGUCGCCUCUCAUUAUGGCCAGAUUCUCGAAAAGCCACGAAACGAGAAACACCACUUUGAAGUACUGAAAAUGCUUCGUGAUCAAAAUAAUGGUUGGCACAAGGUCUACACUGCAGUUGUGGCCAUGGCUCCGCUUGAAAGCCUGAUGGAUCCGGGAUAUGCCAUGGAGACACAUGUCGAGGAGACGCAGGUGAAAUUCGAUCAAUCUGUGACAGAUGAGUUGAUUUGGGCAUAUGUCAGAACGCGGGAAGGAGCGGACAAGGCAGGGGGUUAUGGAAUCCAGGGCGUGGGAAGCAUACUGGUCGAGAAGAUUGAUGGCACCUUUGACAACGUUGUGGGCCUACCAUUGAGAGCGACCUUGCAGGUCAUCGAGAAGGUCGUGGUGGAUCCCGCUGUGCCGGAAGAGGUGGAGAGUGCGUUGUAG